ACUGGGGAAGUUGUUGUUUCCCUAGCAACAGAGAGCAAGAUAGCAACGGUGUUUGUCUAAUGGCGUUGCUUAAUGCGACUUUGCUUCAUUAAUACAUGUUGCAUGGUAGUUACGGUGUGAUGAAGAAGUAGAAAUAAUAGAGUUCAUCUUAAAUUAGCCGCUAUAUCAGACUGGUCUGCUUUAAAGAGCUGGAGGAUGCUAAAUUAGCUGAUUAAGCUAAACGGUAACCAGGGUAACCAUCUCUUCUUCCAAAGAUGUCUCUUCAAGAGUCACCUCGUCCUUCUGAUGAAGAGGAGGCUUUCUACGGGCACUGCAGAGCCACGUACCUGGCUGUGUUCACAUCUAGUUUGACAAACAUCGCUUCCAAACAGCAGCUAUGUCGUGCUCUCCAGCAGGCCGGUAGAAAUCCAACCCAUGCAACUCUCAGUAAAUACUGGACCCGGAGAACAUCCAAACUGAACUUUGAUGACUUCUGUGAGAUUCUUAAAAGUGAGAAGAAAACUGAGGAAACUGAGCUGAUGAGAGCCUUCAAAAAGAUGGAUGUAAACGGUGAUGGCUACAUCUCACACAGUGAACUGGAGAAGGCCCUUACCACUAGAGGAGAGAAAAUGACCACUGAAGAGGUGAAUGCUGUAUUCUCAUUGGCUGACAUCAACAAAGACGGCAAACUGGACUAUGCAGAAUUCUGCAGAUUGCUUGUGUCUACAGCAGAGCAGUGUCAGAUGGCUGCUUUGGAGAGGCUCGAGGCUAAUGCCAAGCUGAAGAGACAGAACUUUGGCAGUCAGUCAUACAGCCCUCCGAAGAGCUCAGUGUCAUCAGCAUCAUCAGCAGCAGCACAAGCGGCAGCAACUCCUCCUCAGCCUCCAGAAACACCCCGGGGAGAUUCAGACACCACACUCAAGAAAGACAGCAGAUCAUCCUCCCGUCCCCCUUCCGCUCGCAGCAGACGGUCGUCCCUGUCCAACUCAAUCACAAUGACAUCCAGCUGCACUAAGGCCAGCAAAAUGCCAGAGCCUUCAGGCUUACAGGAGUGGCAUCACAUUUCUGUGAAGGGCUGUUUCUUCUUGGAGGAUGAUGGGAGUAUCAGCUCUCUGCAGUACCAGUUUCACGUCCCCCAGACAACCACCGUCUACAUAACCAUCCAACCACUGAACCUCAGCCACGGACCCGACAAGCUUUCUCCAUGGAUGACAGUGGACACAGCUCUUUUUGUCAUGUCAGCUGGUGAAACCAAAGAGGACUCAACUUUAGUGUGUUUCACUGAGUCGAAGGACAAAGAAAAGUAUGUUUGGAAAGGAGAAUUGCAUGCUGGGAAUUACUACCUGCUUCCCUUCACUAGUGGCUGCAAACUAAAGAAAAAGAGCAAAAAGAGCCUUUCUAACAAAUCUGUAGAGCUCGUCUACCGGACUGACACCGGAGAACUGGACCUCACCAGAGAGCUCAGGGAGGUGCUGUCUGACAUCUUUGAGGUGAUCGACCUGGAUGGGAAUGGUUUGCUCAGUCUGGAGGAGUACAAUUUCUUUGAGCUGAGGACCAGUGGAGAGAAAUGUGACAGGGAUGCCUGGGCUGUCUGCAAAGAGAACUUUGAUAUGAGGAAGAACCAGCUGACACGGCAGGGCUUCAUGGAGCUGAACCUGAUGGAGGCCACGGAGAAAGAUGGAGACCCUGCAGACCUGUGGGUCACCCUGGAAGCCAUGGGCUACAACCGAAUGCUGGAGCUAGAAGACGCUUGUCCAUUCCAGAUAGAUGUACACUGUGAAGGCACUCAGCCAUCCAUCCAGACACUCAGUAUGGACUCAGGGCCCAAGCUUCACAACCAGGCCCUCCAGAAGUCCAUCACAGCCAGGACAGGGGCCAAAGCACUGAGGGGACAAGACAACCUCUUCAUCUACACCUACAGAGGAGAACACAGGAUCUCCUCCCUCAUAGCCAACAAGGCCAACCAGAAAGUGACGGUCCAUGUAAAUAACGAGCAGAGCAGGAACUGCUGCAGCAGCAGAGGCAUGAGUGUGUUUGCUGUCGAGGUGCCAGCCAGGACUAAGAUGGUGUGCCAACACAUCCUUCCCAUCAAUGAGAGACAGGACUGGACCUACAACUGUGUGGAGACCAUCCUACCCAGCACGUAGAUGAUAGAUGAAAAAAUAGAUGAUUCAUAAACCAGUGGUUUAAAAUAGGACACAUAACCAAUAAAAACUGUUCUAUAUCCACUG
Molecule: messenger RNA, 2210 nt
Organism: Sebastes umbrosus (honeycomb rockfish)
Lineage: Eukaryota; Metazoa; Chordata; Actinopteri; Perciformes; Sebastidae
Gene: efcab7
Product: EF-hand calcium binding domain 7
Exons: 13
Coding region: 255-2126 (623 amino acids)
Molecular function (GO): calcium ion binding
Source: RefSeq, a predicted model, not a curated record